UUAAGUCACCUGACUUGGCUGCGGGCUGAGAGACACACAAGGGAAGCGAUCGUCGCGGGAGCCAGUUCGUCUGACCCGGGACCCCCGCGCGCCAUGCCGUCCGAGAAGACCUUCAAGCAGCGCCGGAGCUUUGAACAAAGAGUAGAAGAUGUCCGGCUCAUCCGGGAGCAGCACCCCACCAAGAUCCCGGUGAUUAUAGAGCGAUACAAGGGUGAGAAGCAGCUGCCCGUCCUGGACAAGACCAAGUUCCUUGUACCUGAUCACGUGAAUAUGAGCGAACUCAUCAAGAUAAUUAGAAGGCGCUUGCAGCUCAAUGCUAAUCAAGCCUUCUUCCUCCUGGUGAGCGGGCACAGCAUGGUGAGUGUGUCCACGCCCAUCUCUGAAGUGUACGAGAGCGAGCGAGACGAAGAUGGCUUCCUGUACAUGGUCUAUGCCUCCCAGGAGACAUUCGGGACAGCACUGGCUGUAUAAGGCUGCAACAAUGCCGAAAGGUUGUUAAGCCCUUACCAAGGCAAAAAGGGACGUUACCAGCGGACGCUGGUCAGCUCACCACCCACGGAUCAGAACGUAGGCACCCACACAGGGUAUUAGGAACUAUUGGUCAGCCAGACUGAGCUCCAUGCGAACGCACUCGGCUUGGAAACUCAUCUAAACUAGGCUAUCUUAUGUUCAAACUUUAGAAGUUUAAAAAUAAAAUACUUUGCAUCCUAAGUAUUGCCAAUAAAAAGACCAAGUUAUUUUGACAUUUUUCUCCUUAGUAGGGAUUUAGAAGAGCAGUGUCAGGGGCAGUCUUCCUGGGACCUGCUGCCUUCUCUAAAAGGGCUUCUGCUCAGGAGAGAAGUCCUGAGCAGUCCCUCAGCCCAGGUUGCCAAGCAGAGGUUCCCAGAGGGCUCUGGCUUUGCCCCAAACAGGUCAGGUGUGUAGGACAACUCUAAGCCGGGUCCCCAGGUCCUGGUCCUGACCCACCCCCACCCCCCAGCUACACCCUUUCACCCUUAGCAGUGCAGGAGCACUCACCCGCUGCUGCCUAGAUGUUACCACACGCACCCCUGCUCAGGCCAGUUCUAAACUUGUCCAGAAGUCGCUUGGUCCAGCUUAUUAAGAGACUGCAGAGCAAAGUGUUUCUCCUGGUGUGGGUUGUCUAGUCGGGGUGCCUGCUUCAGGGAGAGCAAGCAGGUGUGCAGUGCUGGCCUUAGGAUGCAGCUGUCAAGUGGUGGAUGCAAGUCCAAACACUGGCUCUGGACAUGCUCAACGGCUGUUUGUUAGCGUGUGACUGUCUUUGUAAGGGUGUUUUUGACAGCUGUUAGGAUUUCCCCAUUUCAUGUCUACAUACGUGUCAGCUGUGAAGACAACAGCCACAGGAGACAUGCUUUGGACAGACAUGGCCACUUCUAACUAAAGCAAGCUUCUGCUUCCCGCUACCUGCAUGUAGCUCUCUGACACUCAGACCAUCCCUGGUUACUCCUAGUCUGAGAAUCUCCGUGAGAGCUACCUGCUGUCAGGGUCGGAAACCCAUGUAGCCACCUCCCAGCCUAGCUCCCCACAGGCCCUCGCCCUUUUCCCUGCAUGCAGCCGCCCUUGCUAACCUCAAUGUUAUUUUACACUGUAAAUUCCCACUGCUCUGUCCUGUGUAGGUUGUGUGCGUGCAUCAUGUUCCUGGUUUUUAUAACUAUGGUGCGAUCAGUAAGGAUUCCUGUAAUACUGCUUUAAAAAUGCUGCUCACAGGGCAGUCUCCAUUAUAGGACACCUGUACACUCUGAUGCAAAAGUCAAUAAAGGCACAACUGAACCUG
Molecule: messenger RNA, 1792 nt
Organism: Apodemus sylvaticus (European woodmouse)
Lineage: Eukaryota; Metazoa; Chordata; Mammalia; Rodentia; Muridae
Gene: Map1lc3b
Product: microtubule associated protein 1 light chain 3 beta
Exons: 4
Coding region: 94-471 (125 amino acids)
Biological process (GO): cellular response to nitrogen starvation; autophagy of mitochondrion; autophagosome assembly
Cellular component (GO): cytosol; autophagosome; autophagosome membrane
Molecular function (GO): ubiquitin protein ligase binding
Source: RefSeq, a predicted model, not a curated record